AUGUCUAUGGACGGCUAUUACGACUUUCCUGACACCAAGGCCCCUCAAGCCUGUGUUGCCUGCCGCAAACAAAAACGAAAAUGCGACAAGGUACUUCCGACAUGCUCUCUGUGCGCCCGCAUGGCGAGAACAUGUGACUAUUCCGAAUCCACACCACUUCCCAGCGCCGAGGACUUCGCGCGGAUGAAGCAGAAGAUGGCGGACCUCGAGGCUCGACUCGAAGGCCGCCGGUCCGACGGAGGAUGGCACCAACCGUUCAAAUCCGUCAGCAGAAGUCCUUCGUCGGGCCUCGAGUCGGCGAGUGCUGGUGGAGGAGGUGGUGGUGUCUCUAUCUCAGCAGCAGCAGCAGCAGCAGACAGCAACGCCGCCAGGUUCCCGGCCAUGUUCUUCCUGGACGCCGAAGUUUACGAAUCCUCUGGCCAGAGCGCCGUCGCGCAGAAACCCACUGUGCCAAUUCCGCCAGAGGUGCUAGCCAUGCUGGGCAGUUCGAUUCUCGACAUCCAGGACAUUGUCGGGCGGUACUUUGAAAACAUCCACACAUGGCUCCCGUUCAUCUCGAGAAAGCGCAUGGAACUGACGCUGACGAACCCGGGACUGGAAAUGACCUUUGACCUUGCUCUAUUGUUGCUCUGUAUGAAAUUAAUCACCCUGGGACCGCUACCUAUGGGGUUCGGUGGCGGUGGUGAUGGUGUACAGCAGCACACCCGGGGCCCCCUAUACACCUUGGCGAAGCGGACGUUGUAUCUAGCCGAAUCCCACGGGCUCAUAUGCUUGCGAACCCUCCAGGCGAAUAUACUGGUGGCAGCAUACGAGAUUGGGCAUGCAAUUUACCCGGCGGCGUAUCUGACGACGGGACAUUGUGCGCGGCUGGGCCACGCUUUGGGGCUCAACGAUCGACGGCGCGCUCCUCAGAUAUAUAAGAAAAAGGCUGGCGCGUGGGCCGAAGUCGAAGAAAUGAAGCGGACGUGGUGGGCGACGAUGCUCCUCGAUCGAUACGUCAAUCUAGGUUCGUACGGACAUCCUUUGGCAACCGACGACCCCGGACGCGGCGAGACGUUGCCCGCGGACGACGUGCUCUGGGACGACGGCGAGCUCACAGGCAGCGAGCCACUGUACGUGUCAUCGUCGACGAACAUCAAGGCCGGCGCGUUCGCCCGCACGUGCCAGGCGUGCCACCUCCUGGGCCGGUUGCUCCGGCUGCUCAACGACCAGAUGCUGUCCGACGAGGGGGUCAUAGGGCCGGGCAUGGACGUGAGCAUGGGCAUGGGCAUGCGGUUCGCCGAGGCGCUGCAGCUGCACCGCACGUUCCGGGCGCUCGCGAACCUCCUGAUGACGGAGCACGGCGACGGCGAGGACGAGGGCCAAAGACGGCCGGGCGCGCCGCCACCGCCGCCGCCGCCGCCGUCGCAACAACACUACGGGACGGCGCUGGCGCUCUGCCUGGGCGGGCUGCUUCACCUGUACGACCCGUUCGCGUGCACCGAGACGAACCACGGCACGGGCACGGUUGAGGAGACGGAGAUGCAGACGGUCGCCAUCGCCGGGCUGCGCGCGGUCGCGGCCGACGUCCUGCGCUUCAGCCGCGGCGCGCUGCAGGCGUCGAUGAGGGACCACCCGGCCGCCAUCAGCCCGCUGGUCGGCGACUGUCUGUACAUCGCCGCCGCGACGUACGCCUGGCUCGCGUACGAGACGGGCUCGAGGGACGCCGCCGACGCCUACCAUCAGCUGAGGAACGUGCUGGGGAUCAUGGCCACGAGGUGGGCCGUCGCCGGACAGUACCUCGCCACCCUGGAGAAGGCGAGGGAGACGUUGUACCCCGAGACGCCGCUCUUGCUUUCGCGUUCGCAUUCGCUUUCCCACUGA
Molecule: messenger RNA, 1863 nt
Organism: Exophiala spinifera
Lineage: Eukaryota; Fungi; Ascomycota; Eurotiomycetes; Chaetothyriales; Herpotrichiellaceae
Exons: 3
Coding region: 1-1863 (620 amino acids)
Biological process (GO): regulation of DNA-templated transcription; DNA-templated transcription
Cellular component (GO): nucleus
Molecular function (GO): zinc ion binding; DNA binding; DNA-binding transcription factor activity, RNA polymerase II-specific
Source: RefSeq, a predicted model, not a curated record